GAGCGAGUGCUUAGAGCCAAAGGCAUCUCCAAGCGCUGCCUCUCUGUCUGUCUUUCCUCUCCAUCGUUCUCUCUCUCCCUCCCUAUUCCCUUCGAACUGUCCCCCACUCUCACCCUUUCCCGUGUCUCAGUAUCUCUUUCUAUCUCUGUCCCUCAGCGUCUCUCCAACCUUUCAUCUCCACCUUGCUCACUCUCUCUCUCUCUCACUUUCGCUCCCCAUUUCUCCUUCCUCCCCUCUGCUCGGACACACUCCCCACCCCGGGCGACGAUGGGUUUCAUUGAGGACUUUUUCACUUAUGAGACUCCGAAAUCAGUGGUUGUCAAAAGCUGGACUGUGGGCAUCAUUAACCGAAUAAUGCAGCUUCUUAUAAUCACCUACUUCAUCGGCUGGGUGUUUAUCCAUGAGAAAGCUUAUCAGACCAAAGAGACCAGAAUCGAGUCCACGGUGAUCACCAAAGUGAAAGGUUUUGGCCGUUCCCAGCUGCCGAAUGGACUUGAGAAAGUGAUGGACGUGGCGGACUAUGUGAUUCCUCCACAGGGAGGAAAUGUUUUCAGCAUCAUUACAGCCACCCGAAUCACAGAGAACCAGGUCCAGGCAACCUGUCCAGAGGACCCAGAUAAUAAAGAGUUACUCUGUCAGACCGAUGCUCAUUGUGACGAUGAGAUGACCCAUCAAGUUGGCAGCGGGAUUCGGACAGGUCGCUGUGUCAGAUUCCGAAAGAACGUGCACACGUGCGAGAUUAAGGGCUGGUGCCCAGUCGAACUGGAUGAGACAGAGAAGGUGCAGAUGACAGGUGCUGAAAACUUCACCAUUUUCAUUAAGAACAGCAUUCGUUUUCCACUGUUCAACUUUUCAAAAGGCAACAUGCUCCCCAAUAUCACCAAAGAUUACAUACGAUCCUGCUCCUACCACCCUGAGACCGAUCUGUUUUGUCCGAUUUUCCGCCUGCGUGACAUUGUCGCUCUGGCCGGCCAGGAUUUCCGUGCCCUCACCUAUAAGGGAGGGGUCAUCGGAAUCAGGAUUGAGUGGAAAUGUAACCUCGAUCUGGCAGCCGAGAGGUGUGUUCCAAGUUACAGCUUCCUGCGUUUGGAUCGGGUCUCACAGACCAACACCGUUUCCCAGGGAUAUAACUUCAGACACGCCCGCUUCUACCGACACCCCAAUGGGACAGAGUAUCGGACAUUACUGAAGGCGUAUGGCAUUCGCAUUGACAUCAUGGUGAAUGGGCAGGCUGCGAAAUUUGAUGUCAUCCCAACGGUGAUCAACAUGGUGGCUGCAUUCACCUCCAUCGGCCUGGGCGCUGUCGUGUGCGAUCUCAUUCUACUCAACUUCAUCAAAGGAGCAGACAAGUACAAGGCCAAGAAAUUUGAAGAGGUGGGCAUGGAUUACGAUAAACAGUCGAAAUCUACUCUCUCCAGCAUUGACUUAUACAGGAGCAAGCAAACCCUGUCACUCAGUCCUGAUCUAUCCACCAAUCCCUCGAAUAGCCCCUGCAAGUAGCCACUUGCCGAUAUAACACCCCCCGUCCCUUAUGCUGUCCCACCACUUCCCCAUUGACCCCUGCACUGCCCUCCCCCUCGCAUCUCUACAUGGCCAGGGCUCAGAAUUCCUUUCGCUGAGCAUUCAUCAUUUUCCAGGUUACUGUGUGUCUGGAGUGACGUGUAGGCAGACUGGGUCCAGGAGGCAGACUUUCCUUUCUCCAGGACAUCAGUGAAUAGAGGAGUUUGAAUCCCAUUCGGCAGGGGUAUCAGGACACUGUUUGAUAUCUCUAUGGAUGUCAGAUUUCCCUGUUAAUCACUUUGGGGUUCAUACUCCAUUCCCAGACAUUCCAGGAUUCUGGAUUCCUGUCCUGCUCUCUGCACACAAGGCUGCCAUACACAUUUCUCUGGGAUUGACUCUGCUCAGGGUAUGUUGUCCCUUUCUCAAAGCACACAUUCUACCUCAGCUGAACUCAUCCAACAAACUCUGUGUGUGCUAGCACAGCGGACGCCACUCUGCCCUCUCAAGCUUUUGGCGCAUGAGGUGACAUAGGAAACACCCAAAAGGUUCAGCCCUCUCCCCUCCAGGUUUCUCCUGAGGUCCUUCUGCACUGUGCCUGGUGAUACUGAGACCAAAUGUUCAGGCACUGACCCUGACAGUACCCAGUGUCCUGACUCAAACCGGCAGGAGGUUGAACACAAACACACUCCUGUAACGGACACGUGGUGUGACCCAUACCUGCAUGCUUGCACUGAGCAACCUUUCCUCUAAAUGUUACCGUGUACUGUCGUUCAAAACGAAAUAAAAACACAUUGACAAA
This is a messenger RNA of Stegostoma tigrinum, 2299 nucleotides long. It is a transcript of the gene p2rx3b, whose product is annotated as purinergic receptor P2X, ligand-gated ion channel, 3b. Gene Ontology annotation, molecular function: ATP binding; extracellularly ATP-gated monoatomic cation channel activity; purinergic nucleotide receptor activity. The coding region runs from base 268 to 1500 and encodes 410 amino acids. The transcript has 12 exons. Gene Ontology annotation, cellular component: plasma membrane; nuclear inner membrane. The record is from RefSeq and is a predicted model, not a curated record. Lineage: Eukaryota; Metazoa; Chordata; Chondrichthyes; Orectolobiformes; Stegostomatidae. Gene Ontology annotation, biological process: response to ATP; monoatomic cation transmembrane transport.